This is a messenger RNA of Cicer arietinum (chickpea), 2912 nucleotides long. RefSeq names its product probable methyltransferase PMT25. Gene Ontology annotation, molecular function: methyltransferase activity. Lineage: Eukaryota; Viridiplantae; Streptophyta; Magnoliopsida; Fabales; Fabaceae. Gene Ontology annotation, cellular component: endosome; trans-Golgi network; cytoplasm. The record is from RefSeq and is a predicted model, not a curated record.
CCCAAACAAAACUGUUUCACUUUCACCUGCUUCUCAUAUUUUAGCUACCACAUAUAGUCAACAUAGUGUUCUCUUUUUUCUUCUAAGUAAACAAAUCAGGGUUCAUUGGCAUAUUCAGUAAACAACCUUCUCCUCCCCUUUCCACUUCCAUAAGAAAAACAUCACAAUCUAUUCCAUUAUUGCUAUUCUAUCUGCUUCUUACAACAAUAACAUAUUACCAACAUAACUAAAUCCAGUUAAUACUCAACUUCAAGUAAUAAACUUUUGAGGAAUCCCUCUUUAAAAGUUCAUUCAUUCUCAGAUGUGCUCUACUUCUACUACAUGGGAUCACAGACCAAACUGACCAUAAACUUUAAGGUGCAUUUAUCUUGAAACAGAAGCAACUAAGAAACAUGGCGCCAGGGAAGAAUUCCCGAGGCGAUGGGAGGAACUUAUCAAACUACUGUUCAACAGUCCCAGUAGCUGUGUUUGUUGCAUUUUGUUUAGUUGGUAUAUGGAUUGUGAUGUCAUCCAUUGUUCCAGUUCAGGAUUCAGUCAUGCAGGUAUCUGACACCAUUAUUGAGGUGCAAAAUAUAGCUAAUCAAACUGGUUUGAGGCAAUUCGAAGACAAGUUAGGCGAUAUACAAGAAGAAUCGGCAAGGAGAGAUACCCAAACCCCAAAUUCUCAGAGUGAAAGCAAUCCAGAAAACCAGGAUGACCAAAAUGAAACUGAAAAAGUGUUUGAUACUACUGCUGAAGAUCACCAGCAAGAGGUUAUCCGAGACAUCUCGGGUAGAAAGAAUGAUUUGGAGAAAGGCCUUGGGAAUAAAAUUGAGGGAAGUUAUCAAGUGGAACAUGUGAAGGAAACUUCAGAUGAAAAUAAAUCUGACGAGAGUUUAGGUGAUAGCGAAUUAGGGACAGAAAACAGUAUGGGUGAAGUCGCACAACAAGACGAGAUUAUCAGUGAGACUGAGGAGGAGAGAAUCAAGCAAAAUCCUCAGAGUAACAUGGAAAGCCAUGAAAACAGUCUAGCUUCAAAAGAAGGAACUUCAAUUGAAGCUAGCACCAAAAAUGGAGCUUGGUCAACUCAAGCUGCAAAGUCGUGGCAUGACAAGAAAUCGCAGAAGUCUUCAAUCUCUAUUGAUAACAGCAAAUAUGAAUGGAAACUUUGUAAUACAACUUCAGGAUCAGAUUACAUUCCUUGUCUCGACAAUUUGAAAGCGAUUAGAAAACUUCGAAGCAUAAGUCACUAUCAACAUCGAGAGAGGCAUUGUCCGGAUGAAGUUCCCACUUGUCUUGUUUCUCUUCCGAAGGGUUAUAGAAGUCCAAUUAGGUGGCCUAAAAGCAGGGAAAUGAUAUGGUACAAGAAUGCUCCUCAUACAAAGCUUGUAGAAACUAAGGGUCAUCAAAACUGGAUCAAAGUAUCUGGUGAAUACCUUACUUUUCCUGGUGGUGGAACCCAAUUUAAGUUUGGUGCUCUUCAUUACAUUGAAUUCAUUCAAAAAUCUCUUCCAAAUAUUGCAUGGGGGAAGAGAAGUCGUGUGAUAUUGGAUGUUGGGUGCGGAGUAGCGAGCUUUGGUGGCUAUCUGUUUGAAAAAGAUGUUCUGACCAUGUCAAUUGCUCCUAAAGACGUGCACGAAGCACAAGUGCAAUUUGCACUGGAGCGGGGAAUUCCUGCAACUUUAGGUGUCAUGGGCACUAAAAGAUUACCGUUUCCUGGUUCUGUCUUUGAUCUUGUCCAUUGCGCUCGUUGUAGAGUCCCUUGGCACAUAGAAGGUGGCAAGCUACUCUUAGAGCUGAAUCGUGUCUUGCGACCAGGAGGUUACUUUGUAUGGUCUGCUACUCCAGUGUAUCAAAAGGAUCCAGAAAAUAUCGGGAUUUGGAAUGACAUGGGUACAAUUACAAAGUCAAUGUGCUGGGAUCUGGUGGUUAUUGCAAACGAUAAAUUGAAUGGCGUGGCUGCGGCAAUAUAUAGAAAACCAACCGACAAUGAAUGCUAUGAUAGAAGAUGGAAAAACGAGCCACCAAUGUGUAGUGAAUCCGAUGAUCCAAAUGCUGCCUGGAAUGUAUCGCUACAGGCUUGUAUGCACAAAGUGCCAAUAGGUGUAUCAGAGCGCGGAACAAUCUGGCCGGAGCAAUGGCCACUGAGGUUGGAGAAACCACCGUAUUGGUUAAACUCUCUAACUGGUGUUUACGGAAGAGCUGCUACUGUGGAAUUCACUGCCGAUUACAGGCAUUGGAAAAAUGUUAUUUCACAUUCAUAUUUAAAUGGAAUGGGGAUCAAUUGGUCUUCAGUGAGAAAUGUCAUGGACAUGAAAGCUGUUUAUGGAGGAUUUUCUGCUGCACUCCGAGCCUUGAAAUUGAAUGUUUGGGUAAUGAAUGUGGUUCCAAUUGAUUCUCCAGACACAUUAGCAGUAAUUUAUGAGCGUGGAUUAUUCGGUAUUUAUCAUGAUUGGUGCGAGUCGUUUAGCACCUAUCCUAGAUCAUAUGAUCUUCUCCAUGCCGAUUCUUUAUUCUCAACACUUAAAGAAAGGUGCAACAUAGUGGCAGUGAUUGCAGAAGUUGAUAGAAUGUUGAGACCAGAAGGAUAUUUGAUAAUAAGAGACAAUGUUGAAACAAUUGAUGAGAUAGAGAACAUGGCGAAAUCUCUACAUUGGGAUGUUCGGUUCAGGUAUGCGAAACUCGGGGAGGGUUUACUUUGCCUUCAGAAGACACUUUGGCGGCCGACGAAGGUUGAAACCGUUGUGUCAGCCAUUGCCUAGUUUAUGAUGCUUCAGCUUCACUUUCUACUCCUUGUUUUGGCACAAUGGGUAUUUUCUUAUUCUUCACUUUUAUGUGUAUUUAUUGAACAAUGUCACUUGUACUACUCUAUGUAAUGUAAUAUUUAUUUAUUUAUUUAUCAUUUUAAUGUAAAUAUAUGUGGUUUAUCAUUC